AUGAGAACAGAUGCCAGGUGGGAAAAGCAGCAGAUUCCAUAUCACUCAUGGCCCAGUGCAGCUGUGGCGAACCUGAAACCCAAGGGAGGAGGGGGCAAACGGACAGCUGGGGUGGCAGUCACCCAGGUGGUGCUCCUGGUUUCCUCCCACAGAGGCAUGAAGCUCUCCACUUACCAAAAAGGCAGUGUUGCUGCUGGUGGUAAAUGCAAGGCUCCUGCCUCAGGUGUCAGGUCUCGGCAUCUCAAGAUGGGCCCAGAAGAGCCCCUGUGCCUUCCAAAGGCAUACAGGCAUCAUUUAUGUCCCUGGGAGGUGGGAGCCCAGGAGUCACACCUGACCCCUGACCACAUUCAUCACCCAUCCCCAAAGAAGAAGUUGGCUCAUUUCCAGUCUCUUCUCCUUAAGAAAGAGCAGAGACCAAAAGCUAGGAUGUUCCCUUCUGUGUGGAGACAAACCCAGAGGGAAAUGCUCCCUGUAUCAGUGUGCGGCCAGUACCGGCAGGCCACCAAGCCCCAGGUGAAUGACACUGAGGAUUCUGAUGAAGAAUGGACGCCCAGGCAGCAAGGUGAGGAGCCAGGAGGAUUUAAGGGUGUCCUGAAGCUGACCUGGGUUCAGGUACCAGCUGCGUCUCAGGAGUCCCUGACCAGAGACAGCAUCAGGCCAACCUUCUUGGGUGGCCUUCAGAGUGGAACGGAGUCAACACCGGAAGGUGAGUAUUUCCUAAAUCCUGUUGACAAGAAAAUCUUUCUCACGGACCGAAACACAGACUUCUCGGUUCUCUUCCCAAUCUCACUGUUUGGUCACCUCAUUUCCCAGAUGUAUUUGAUACCCUCUGUACAUUUCUACAUUUCCUCUUCUGAGCAGGCCCAGAAGCCAGUUUCCCCUCCUGGAAAAGCAAGUACCUCUGGACAUCACUCUAGACAAAAAAUGGAACUUGGGGGAGAGGAGACUGAAGGAAAGACGUAUAACCUACAAGAAAGAAAGGGCCGUGUGUACCAAGAGGUCAGCGAGCCCCAGGAUGACAACAACCUCUAUUGUGAGAAGUGUCAGAACUUCAUUGACAGUUGUGCUGCUCAUGGGCCCGCUGUGUUUAUAAAGGACACUGCAGUGGACAAGGGACAUCCCAACCGCUCAGCCCUCACUCUGCCCCCUGGGCUGAAAAUCAGACCAUCGAGCAUCCCUGAGGCUGGGCUUGGAGUGUGGAAUGAAACAUCUGAUCUGCCGUUGGGUGUGCACUUUGGCCCCUAUGAGGGCCACAUCACAGGAGAUGAAGAGGCGGCCAACAGCGGGUAUUCCUGGCAGAUCACCACAGGGAGAAACUCCUGUUUGUACGUGGAUGGAAAGGAUGAAUCUUGGGCCAACUGGAUGAGGUACGUAAACUGCGCCAGGGACGCCGCCGAGCAGAACCUGGUGGCCUUUCAGUAUCACAGUGAGAUCUUCUACAGAACGUGCCAGCUCAUCAGGCCAGGCAGUGAACUGCUGGUCUGGUAUGGAGACGAGUAUGGCCAGGAGCUGGGCAUCGAGCGGGGAAGCAAGUGGAAGGGAGCGCUCACAGCACAGAGAGAACCAAAGCCAGAGAUCCACCCCUGUGCCUCCUGCUCUCUGGCCUUCUCCAGUCAGAAAUCCCUCAGCCAGCAUGUGGAGCGCAAUCACCCUUCUCAGGUCCCCCCACAAACACCUCCAGGAAAACAUCUCCAACCAGAGGAUCCCUGUCCGGCCAACACAGCUGAAGGUCAAGAGGUCAAAGAAAGGUCCAAAAUUUUGCUUAAAAGUUUAAGGCAGAAGAGGAUUUCGGGGACCUUUUCCAACCCACCCAAAGGACAAAUGGGGGGCUCCAGGACACAUAAAAGAAUGAUGGAGGCCAGCACAGGCCAGAAAGUGAAUCCAGAAGACACAUACAAAUUAUCUGUGGGGGCAGGUAUGUCAACUGGAAGGGUCAGGAACAGAGGGUGGGGUCAAGGCUGCACUGAUAGGUCAAAUCUCAUCCCACACCAGAAGACACACACCGGGGAGAAGCCCUAUGUUUGCAGGGAGUGUGGACGGGGCUUCACGCAGACAGCACACCUCAUCCGACACGAGAGGAUACACACCGGGGAGAAGCCCUAUGUUUGCAGGGAGUGUGGACGGGGCUUCACGCAGACAGCACACCUCAUCCGACACGAGAAGAUACACACCGGGGAAAAGCCCUAUGUUUGCAGGGAGUGUGGACGGGGCUUCACGCAGAACGUACACCUCACCCGACACCAGAGGACACACACGGGGUAGAAGCCCUGUGUUUCAGUUAUGGCUGACCACCAGCCUCCAAGGUGGCCAACAAAUCCCCCUCCUGUUAUCCACACUCUGGUACGGCGGCCUCCUUCAUGGGACAGGACUGACAGGUGUUGUGAAAGUGCUUUACGACUCCCUAGGUCAUAG
Molecule: messenger RNA, 2412 nt
Organism: Manis javanica (Malayan pangolin)
Lineage: Eukaryota; Metazoa; Chordata; Mammalia; Pholidota; Manidae
Source: RefSeq, a predicted model, not a curated record